Molecule: messenger RNA, 690 nt
Organism: Brenthis ino (lesser marbled fritillary)
Lineage: Eukaryota; Metazoa; Arthropoda; Insecta; Lepidoptera; Nymphalidae
Source: the annotation of a GenBank genome assembly
AUGAGCGAUACAGCGCGCGCGGGGCGGCAACGUCGCACAUCGUUUGCCAUAGCGCAGUAUAGCGCGCGCCUCGUGUGGGGAGGACGCGUUGACCGGCUGACUAUAAUGAAUGCAAGGCAAUAUCGGGAAAAGUUGAUCGACGAAGUGAAGAAAUACCCCGUCUUGUAUGACACGAACCACGAGAACCACCGCGAUGUGGACGUCAGAGAUCGCUGCUGGCAGGAGAUAUCUGACCGACUCGGUGCUAAUUGUGAAGUUCUUAAACGCGAGUGGAAAAUCCUCCGAGACUCACUGCGUCAGUCGCUAAAGAAGAGCGACAAAGGCGUUACCACUAAGGCAGGGCUUCCUUGCAAAAAGUGGCGUUACCAGAACCGCAUGUCCUUCGUGUUGCCGUAUAUGACUUUUAGACCGGAUGUUUACAGGAACCGACUUUCAAUGAAAAGUGAUAUAAAACUAGACACAAGCGAGGCACAAUCUGACCAAGAUCAGGAAUCAGAGGUGUGGGACCCGGGCAACAGCGACCAAGAUUCUUUAGACUUAUUCUUCGCCAGUGUAUGCCAAAGCACAAAAAGGUUGCCCAAAAAAUACCAAAAUCAAAUUAAGAAGCAAGUCCUAGACGUACUUUUAAGGGUAGAGGAGCAAGUUGAGACGGAAGUGGGUGAAUCCAAAAUGGAGGUUUAUAAGAACUCA